Phlebotomus papatasi is the source of this 4226-nucleotide messenger RNA. RefSeq lists its product as uncharacterized. The record is from RefSeq and is a predicted model, not a curated record. Bases 166 to 3801 code for a protein of 1211 amino acids. NCBI's taxonomy places the organism in Eukaryota, Metazoa, Arthropoda, Insecta, Diptera, Psychodidae. The transcript is spliced from 4 exons.
GUGACAAUAUGGCGAUUUAUUUUCAGACGUGUUGACGUUUCGUCUUGAGUUUUCUUGUUAAAUUCGUAGUGAAAAAGUGCGUGAAAGUUCAGUGGAGUUGCUGAAAAAUAUCUGGAGUAAUAGCACGCAGAAUAGAUGAAUUUCUGAUGACUGUGUAAGGAGAAAAUGGACCAUCAUGGCUAUUAUCCGGAUGUGAAUACAUAUUCCGGUGCAACGGGUGAAAUUGGUCAGCAGUUGCCUCAUCAGCAGCAACAACAAGCCACAGUAUAUCCCGUGCCGCAUCACCAUCAUCAGGCCUACCAGCAGCCACUACAGCAAUCACAGUCCAGCCAGCAGAUCCAGUCGACGCAGCUGUAUCAUCAGAAAAAUGUCCAGCAGAUGCACUAUGGUGUCUCGUCGCCACUCCAUCGAAAGCACGACGUCCUUGAUACCUACAGUGCCAACGGCGAGAGUUUGCUCAAUUAUUCUGUGAACAGUGGUGAAUGUCCAAGUGUUCCAAUAGCCCAAUGUGGCGUGGAUUACUCUUCUGUUCAGUACGCUAAAAGCGGCGUAGAACAGAGUCCCACCUACUACUACCCCAAAGUCCAAGCUGGAUACGACAACACUUACGGCGGUUACCAAAACUAUCAACACAAUUCAGCAGCAACAACACCCAAUUACGCCAAUGCCUCCUCCUCAUCAUCCAGUCCAAUUGUCCUCAGUGAAUAUCCAGACUCUCCCAAGAACCAUGUUCCCAAUGCCUAUGGCGGUACCAUUAAGUACAAUGGCUACCAAGUAGCAGGAGGAUACAAAAACCCACCGGCAGCCCCAGUUGCACCAAACCAAUGGACGUCUCCUGGUCAGACGGCUCCAGCACCUCCAGCCAAAGACAUGAGACAUGCAUACGGAGUAGUUCCGGUUCGGCAUCCCUUCGACGAUUCAUACAGUCGAACAGCGGUGUACAUGCGUCCGGGAAAUCAUCCCUACAUGUCUCAGGAAUAUGCCUGCACUGAGAAAUAUCCAUCCAAUUACUACAAUCCCGCCAAUCCAUACAAACCCGCGAGUAAUGGAAAAUAUCCAGUUGUCGUUGGAUCUACUCCACGGGCCGUGCGAUCGAUGAUACAGCAAACAGGAGAAGCUCCAGUUCCGCAUCCUUACUACAAUGUCAUGCGACCGGGAAAUGGGUAUCAGCAGCCGACUAGUCAGGUGUACAAUCGUCCAGCCGCACAUCAUGUACCCCAAAAGGAGGUAUACGUGGAAAAUGGCAUUUUUGAAGACCCCUACGGAGCUAAAGUCAACUACAACACGCUUCCGAAGUACAUUCCGCAGUAUGAAGACUACCAUCAUCAUCACCAUCAUCACUCCACCAAUCAAAUACAGCAGCCGGCCAUGAGGAAUUCUGUGAUUCCUGCAAACUAUCAGACAUCCAAAAUUGUGUAUCAGGGCUCGAGGAAUGCCAAUGAAAUGUGCUAUUCGAAUGCAUAUCAAGGAAGCUAUCCGGUCAACCAGACUACGUCGCAGCAACCAAAUCGUGGAUACUACGAGACGCAACAGCAGACCGAAAAGUCCUACAUUGAUCUGGAGGAGCAGAUAAACAGCUCGAAGAUCCUGAAAACCAGCAGACCCCAGAUGUCAGAUUACUACCAGGCGUCUCACUACCAGUAUUUGGGUCAUCAUGCACAGGUUGCAGAUCCAGCAACAUCCUGUCAGGUGCCGCUUAAAAAGACUAAUGUGCGAGACUUCCUGUCAUCGUGGAAUGAGGAUGAGGAGGAGGAGAACAAGCAGAGUCACGAACACAAUCGUUCGGCGGAAAUGAAUAGCAGCGGUGUAAAUUGUAGCUAUGGGAAUACAAUCUACGAUAUGAGCAGACCAAAGGAAUUUGACACGGAAGGUAAUCCUCGAAUCCACGUGGGCAUCACCAUUGACAACAACACCACAAAUCAGAGUAUCAAUCUCCCAGAUAUUAUCAUUGACAUUGAGAAACCAAAGAUGAUGUCAUCGGAAGAUAAUUCCUUGUUGGUGAAUUCGGAGAAAUUGUAUGUGCUGGAAUCUAUUGAUGUACCCAUAUCUGAACUCAACAAAUACAAACACCUCAGCGUUGUGAAUAAAUUGCCUGAGAAUAUUGUUCACUUUGCUGCAAAUGGAGAACCAGAAGGAGAUGGAAAGGACUUUUCUGCUAGCGUUGAGAGUUCCCUCAAGUUCAUUGAAGAGAUUGAGUCAAAUCACGAAAACUACUUCAAGAGUGACUUUGAGAUGAAUGUGGAGUACGAUGAGAAGGAUACUGAGCAGGUGAAGGAACCUGCACAGCCAGUGAAUCAGCCUGAGAGGAAAGAGUCUGUGAUUGUGGCAAAUGGAGAGGCUGAGAAGACACCACUUGAGAGCACAAAGAAGUCCAAGAGGAAGAAGAAGAGACGAUCUUCUAGUCUGGGUGUUAAUAGUGUUGAAUGUUACCCAAUUGUGCCUCCCAAGAAGGUCAAGAGCCUGCAGAAGCUAUGCAUUUCAGUGAUAAAUUCCAAAGAUUUCCGAAAAUCCUACGAGAAGUACUUGACAUGCAAACGGAAAAAAGUCAUUCCGCAGGUGAAGAAGAAGGAACGGAUUUAUCGCUACACCAGACGAUACUGCAGACGUGUACCGAGCUUAAAGGAGCUCUGUGAGAGACAAUUCAUCUCAAUCAGGCAACCACUGAGCCUCAAGGAGAUCUGUGAAUCUUUCAUCUGCAGCCACAGGAACCUCUUUGCUCUGGAGGAAGUUCCACGAGUCCCAAGACUGAGUGAUCUCUGUGAGGAUGUCCUCAAGCUGAAUAACUUUAUCAUCAAUCUGGAUGACUUUAGUGAGGUUCCGGAUGGUACAAAUAUUUGCUUUGAUUUUAUGAUCUCCACAGCAGGUCAGGAACUUCUGCCUCAACCCGUCAGCCCAGUUACUCUCCUUCAACCUGUGCAGACUGAACAGACUCUCCUGGACAUGGAUGCCAAUUACUUCUCUGACACCGAAUCUUAUCGCUUGUUUGAUCUCUGUGAGAGCAACCAUAUUCAGUCCGAGGAGAUAAUACCAGUGGAUGUGGCCAGGGAUCGCAAGGAGAAGCUCUGUGAGUACCUGCGAUCAAAGUACAUCCAAAAACCGCAACACGAAAGGCUCUAUGUGGUGAAGAAGAUGAUUAGGAAGUACUUCUACUAUCAGCGUUACUCACGAAUUCUCCUGAACAUUCAUCGUCGGGAACGAAUGUCUCUAGGCAUUGAUCAACCCGUGCAAAGGAAGCGUCUGAAGAUUGAGACGAAACGCGAUGGUCAAACGAAGAAAAUUCCAAAAGACCACAAAAACUCCCUCAACAAUAACUACAGUCCAAAGAAGAGCUCGAGCGAGGGAGAUGGAAGGGAUAGGAGACCAAAGGAGAGACACAACAAAAGUGAAAGUCCUCCCUUGACUAAUCAGAAGAGAAGAAGCUCUUCUGAAUCUCAUCGUGUUGCCAAAGAUCUCAAACGCCAAGAGCCCAAUGUGUCUACAAAGCGAAAAGCCGAGCAGGAUCUCCGAAAAGGUCAUAAAAAACUCAAUUUUGACGAAAUGCUGCUCAAUGCGGACUCCUACUACAAAAAGACUAUCGGAAGGAUGAAAUCCUGCUCAAGAGAUUCAGAUACAAGUAGUACCAGUAGCGAAGGAAGUAGCUCUAGCAAUUCAACCAGCUCAAGCAGUAGAAGCUCAUCGACCUCGUCGUCCUCCACGUCAAGCUCCACAUCAUCAUCGUCUGACCGAUCCGGAACUCGUUCCCCUUUUGUCAAACUCGAAAGGAGUGUCCUCAUCGAUAAACUGGGCAAAAUGUAUACGUAACAUUGUGCAAAGGCUGCUUUUCUCCUGGCAAAAAAAAAGUAAAUCUUCUGGUUACUGCUCGAGGUACUCCCCUGGUAAGUGAGAAUGAUAAGAGUACAAAUAUUCCCUGUGCGGUAACAAAAAAAAAGUGAUUUAGUACAAAAAUUAUGACUUUUCCGCUCAACAGACAAAAUCGAGCCUUAUCCCUCGAGCAGCUCCACUUGCGGAAUCCUAAAUCAAAAAAUCAAAGACAUAGAGAAAACCCUGAGAAUACCAAAAUGUGCAAUUAUUUUAUUCAAAGAACUCUUUACCAUCUCAUCCUACAAAAGAUGAUUUAUUGUUUUCUGUUUAGCAUUUUUUUUUGUUAUGGUGCUCUUCACUUCACUAAAAUCAAAAGAAAACUACAAUUAUUUAAGUUUACAUAGAAGUACAGUCUUGUGAUAAAA